Molecule: messenger RNA, 4372 nt
Organism: Chiloscyllium plagiosum (whitespotted bambooshark)
Lineage: Eukaryota; Metazoa; Chordata; Chondrichthyes; Orectolobiformes; Hemiscylliidae
Cellular component (GO): cytoplasm
Source: RefSeq, a predicted model, not a curated record
ACAGAAUCCAGAGGGUUCGGUAAACACAACUGACCAGAUGGGGACAGGUGAGCAGCUUCAGGACUGGGAGAAAAAGAUUUGAACCCUGGCCGAGGGUAAUGCUGUGAAGUAGCCAAAGUCACUGCGAUGGAUAGGACUGUGACUCGGAAAGCUGCCAUCACCUGGUUCACCACAACGCAAGCUGCAAAGCUGAUGAGAGGCGGCACAGUGCCAGACUGGUUCUAUGGCAUCAUCACCCGGAGAGAAGCUGAACACUUGCUGAAGGAUAAACCUCAGGGCUGUUUCCUCAUCCGUGUUGGUGAGAGUCGGAUUGGAUUUAGUCUCUCAUACAGAGCAUUUGAUCGAUGCCGUCAUUUUAUCAUUGAUGUAACGGCAGAUGGACAGUACAACAUCACAGGAGAGUCAAUAUUCCACAAUUCACUGCAGGAUUUGGUCAACUACCACUCUCAGUUUCCCAUUGACCCCUACACUGAAUGCCUGACCAUACCUUGUGAACAGCUGAGCCAGUCCACUGUCCGUUAUGAAGAGUUGUGUAUUUUUGUUCCCACAAUGGAGGCACAGAGCUCACCGAAUCGUCAUUCACGUUCCUCAGUUGGGAGCUCUGAUCCAGUGCCCUCAGACUCUGCUCCUGACAGGUGGACUGCUAACCAAUCAAACCAAGUGUCCUGUGGCCCUCCAUUACCCCCAAGAGGAGACGGUCAGAAUUUGCCUCCUCUUCCACUUCCACGCCGAGGAGUCACCAACUCGAAACCAACACCAGAGACUGGAGACUUCUCUAGUGAUCAGCCUCCUCUGCUGCCAGUGAAGACACUUGACCUUUCAUUCAGCCAGCUGACUGCCUCCUCUAAGGAGCAGGAGCCCAUUCCUGCUGUACCUGCUUCUGAUCCCCAGAAUCCAAGAAAUCAGCCCAGCAGCCCUGAUACAACAAACUGUCAUUCAAAUACUGAAUUUAAGCAUCAAGACAAUGAUAACCUCAACAGCAGACAGUCUAACCUCAUUCCUCCUCCAAGACAGCCCACUGAUCACCCUAACCCCAGGCCAAUCCCUCCCCAGAGGCAGCCCAUUGAUCACCCUAACCCCAGGCCCAUCUCUCCCCAGAGACAGCCCACUGAUCACCCUAACCCCAGGCCCAACUCUCCCCAGAGACAGCCCACUGAUCACCCUAACCCCAGGCCAAUCCCUCCCCAGAGACAGCCCACUGAUCACCCUAACCCCAGGCCCAUCUCUCCCCAGAGACAGCCCACUGAUCACCCUAACUCCAGGCCCAUCUCUCCCCAGAGACAGGCCACUGACCACUCCAACCCCAGGCCCAUCUCUCCCCAGAGUCAGCCCACUGACCACUCCAACCGCAGGCCUAUCUCUGCCCAGAGACAGCCCACUGACCACUCCAACCCAAGACCUAUCCCUCCCCAGAGACAGCUCACUGAUUACCCUAAACCCAGGCCAAUACCACCCCCAAGACAGUCCACUGAUCAGCCUAACCCCAGGCCAAUCCCUCCCCAGAGACAGCCCACCGAUCACUCCAACCCCAGGUUCAUACCCCCCUCAAGACAGCCCACUGAUCACUCCAACCCCAGGCCGAUCCCUCCCCAGAGAGAGCCCACUGAUCACUCCAACCCCAGGCCGAUCACUCCCCAGAGAGAGCCCACUGAUCACUCCAACCCCAGGCCGAUCCCUCCCCAGAGACAGCCCACUGAUCACACCAACACCAGGCCAAUCCCUCCCCAAAGACAGCCCACUGAUCAGCCUAACCCCAGGCCAAUCCCUCCCCAGAGACAGCCCACUGAUCACUCUAACCCCAGGUCAAUCCCUCCCCAGAGACAGCCCACUGAUCACCCUAACCCCAGGCCAAUCCCUCCCCAGAGACAGCCCACUGAUCAGCCUAACCCCAGGCCAAUCCCUCCCCAGGGAGAGCCCAUUGAUCACUCCAACCCCAGGCCAAUCCCUCCCCAGAGACAGCCCACUGAUCACUCUAACCCCAGGCCGAUCCCUCCCCAGGGAGAGCCCAUUGAUCACUCCAACCCCAGGCCAAUCCCUCCCCAGAGACAGCCCACUGAUCACUCUAACCCCAGGUCAAUCCCUCCCCAGAGUGAGCCCAUUGAUCACUUCAACCCCAGGCCAAUCCCUCCCCAGAGACAGCCCACUGAUCACUCUAACCACAGGUUGAUCCGUCCUCAGAGACAGCCCACUGAUCAGCCUAACCCCAGGCCAAUCCCUCCCCAGAGACAGCCCACUGAUCACUCUAACCCCAGACCGAUCCCUCCCCAGAGAGAGCCCAUUGAUCACUCCAACCCCAGGCCAAUCCCUCCCCAGAGACAGCCCACUGAUCAGCCUAACCCCAGGCCAAUCCCUCCUCAGAGACAGCCCACUGAUCAGCCUAACCCCAGGCCAAUCCCUCCCCAGAGACAGCCCACUGAUCACUCUAACCCCAGGCCGAUCCCUCCCCGGAGAGAGCCCAUUGAUCACUCCAACCCCAGGCCAAUCCCUCCCCAGAGACAGCCCACUGAUCAGCCUAACCCCAGGCCAAUCCGUCCCCAGAGAGAGCCCAUUGAUCACUCCAACCCCAGGCCGAUCUCUCCCCAGAGACAGCCCAUUGAUCACUCCAACCCCAGGCUGAUCCCUCCUCAGAGUCAGCCCACUGAUCAGCCUAACCCCAGGCCAAUCCCUCCCCAGAGAGAUCCCAUUGAUCACAAUAUUAACAUGAAAUAUCCAGGUGACUCCCCUUCAACUGUGAAUGGCGAUGACCUGCCUUUCCCAACACGAAACAACUCUCAUCACUCUCUCAGGAUCACACGUGAUCAGGACCUAUCACAGGGUCAGUCCCUACCACAAGGUCAGCCCCACAAACCCACAAUCUGUUCAAUGCAGUUUGGUGAGAAGGAGACAGUGAAAGGUGCUCAGUUGCUGACUGAGGGAGAACAGGAAAGUGGCAGCUUUGAUCUUCCUAUAGAAUAUAUGACUCCUCCUCCAUAUGCUCCUGGAUAUUAACCCAGCCAAAAGAUUGUGAAGAUGUAAAGUUACUGAUAAAAGAUUUCUGCCUUUAAAAUUAUUUAAGCCAGUCCAGAAACAAAUUCUGGAUUAUUGUAGCUUGCCAUUAACCUGCCUCCCACUUGCUGCCUUAUAUCCCUCUUGAAAGGAACCUGGGGACAGGUCUCACUGACCUGGUGAAAUCUAAAAUAAAAACAGGAUGCACCAGAGAACCUCUGGCAGUGUCUAUGGAGAGAAUAACAGAGUGAAGGGUUCCAAUCCCAUAUGACUUUUCAGUAUUUUGCUUUUAUUUGGUGAAAGGGAAGAGCUGAGAGUGGGAUUAGAUUCAAUGACCUGGGGACUGGGAUUUUUAUGAUAUAAAUCCAUGAGUCUCAGAGGGAUAGAAAGCUCCAACCAUCCACAUUGUUAAAUGUGAUGAUAAAAUGAUAACUCACUGUUUCCAUUUAAAAAUAAAGUUGUCAUUUGUGAGUCCAAUCAAUCUCAUUGUGUUUCUGAUUUCAAUGAGAACUAUUAAAUAAUGAAGCACAGAAAUAUAAGAAAUAGGAGCAGAAGGCGGCCAUUCAACCCUUCAAGCCUGUCCCACCAUUCAGUACGAUCAUGGCCAAUCAUCGAACCCUGUCCCCGUUCCCAUUUUCUCCCUGUAUCCUUUGAUCCCUUUAGCUCUAAGAACUAUAUCUUACUCCUUUGUGAAAACACCAAUCCCGUAUCCUGAGACAAUGAAUUUUCAGGCUGUGUAUGCACACAGCCUCUCCAAUGUUCCACGCAUGCCGAUUGAAACAUUGACUUCCCAUUGUUAGGAAACCUGUGCAGGCAGUAAGAAAAUUAAAGGGAAUUCUGACUAUGAUCCCUAGUUCUGGACUCACCAGUCAGUGGGAACCUCCAUCUACAUAUACAUGGUGACAGUUUUAUAGGUUUCUAUGAGAUGCCCCUCUAGUGAAUAUAGUCACACUAAUCUAGUCACACUUCAUACGUCAGUCCUGCCAUCCCAGGAGUCAAUCCAGUAAACCUUUUUUUUGCAUUCCCUCCACAGCCAGAACAACCAUCCUCAGAUAAAGAAACCAGGACUGCAUACAACACUCCAAGUGUGGUCCCACCAAGUCUCUGUACAAUUGCAGCAAGAUGUACCUGCUCCUGUACUUGAAUCUUUUGACUAUGAAAGCAAAUGAUACAUUUGCCUUCUUGACUACCAGCUGCAUCUACAUGGUUACCUUCAGUGACUGGUGUACAAGAACACCAGGUCUCAUUGCACUUCCCAAUCUAUCACCAUUCAGAUAGUAAUCUAACUUCCUGUUUUUGGCUCUCAAAGUGGAUAACGACACAUUUAUCCAAAUUAUACUGUAUCUGCCAUAAAUUUGCUCAUUCAUUCAGCUUGUCCAAAUCACAC